CUCCACUUCCCCGCCAUUCUGGGGUCAACAUUCCUCAUAUUCAACAUUCUACUCUGUAACCCAGCGAAGCACACCUCCUUCCAAGCUCUGCCCUUAUUUAUAGUUUCUGAGCUGUGACCCCCUUUUUGCAGUAACUCUGAAACAUACCUUCAAACUCUCUCCAUCUCUCGCUCUCUCUUUAGGUAAUGCUCUUGUCCUUCUCCUCCACGUUUCCUGGUGGAACUUGAAAGCUGCUAUUCUUGACAAUGAUGUAACUGCAUUUGGCUUUCAAGUUGACUUUUUCCCCCCUCAUUGUUGUGUUGGCCCUUUUGUGAUCCAACUGAAAUCUCUGCUCUUCUUCUGCAGGUUCGAAAAUGGGGAAGCAAUCUUUGCUGCACUUGCUCUGUGGAGUUUGUCUGCUAGCUGUUUUGAGCGUUUCCUUGGUCAAUGCAGAAAACCCAUAUCGGUUUUACACUUGGACUGUCACUUAUGGCACCAGUUCUCCCUUGGGAGUGCCUCAGAGGGUUAUUCUCAUCAAUGGCCAGUUCCCUGGUCCUCAACUGGAUGUGGUCACUAAUGACAACCUUGUCAUCAACCUGUUCAACAAGCUCGAUGUGCCUUUCCUUCUGACCUGGAAUGGGAUUAAGCAAAGGAAGAAUUCAUGGCAAGAUGGAGUUUUGGGAACAAAUUGCCCCAUCCCUCCAGGAUCCAACUACACUUACAACAUCCAACCAAAAGACCAGAUUGGUUCCUUCACUUACUUCCCAUCCACUGGCUUCCACAAAGCAGCUGGUGGGUAUGGAGCCAUUAAUGUCAACCAGAGGCCUGGAAUUGCUGUUCCUUAUGCACCUCCUGCUGGGGAUUUCACUCUCCUUGUUGGUGACUGGUACAAGGUUGACCACAAGACGUUACAAAGUUCUAUGGAUUCAGGAAACUCUCUGAUUCCACCACAUGGUGUCCUUAUAAAUGGCAAAACUCAAGCUACCUUCAAUGGUGAUCAAGGCAAAACCUACAAGUUCAGGAUCUCCAAUGUGGGACUGGGUCUAACUUUGAACUUCAGGAUCCAAAGCCACACCAUGAAGCUAGUUGAGGUUGAAGGGUCUCAUGUGAUGCAGAACACAUAUGACUCUCUUGAUGUACAUGUUGGCCAAUCUGUCACCGUCUUGGUCACGUUGAACCAGGCUCCUAAAGACUACUACAUCGUUGCUUCGACCCGUUUCACCACCAGGAAGCUGUCUGCAUCUGGCAUUCUGCACUACUCAAACUCCAAAACUUCGGUUUCUGGACCGCUACCUGCUGAGCCAACUUACCAGCUUCAUGGCUCCAUGCUGCAGGCCAGAACUUACAGGUGGAACUUGACAUCAAAUGCAGCCAGGCCAAACCCUCAGGGAUCUUUCCAUUAUGGAACCAUAAAAACAACCAAGACCAUUGUACUGUCCAAUUCAGCAACCAAAAUCAACGGGAAGCAACGCUACGCGGUGAAUGGGGUCUCAUAUGUAAACCCCGAAACUCCAUUGAAGCUUGCAGACCACUUCAACAUCGCUGGAGUUUUCAGCAUGAACUCACUCAAAACUAAUCCUACUACUGGUGCUGCAACUCUUGCUACUUCUGUAGUCCCAACUUCCCUCCAUGAUUUCAUCGAAUUCGUGUUCCAGAACAACGAAAACACCAUGCAGUCCUGGCAUCUAGAUGGCUCUUCCUUCUGGGUUGUUGGCUUUGGUUCUGGUCAAUGGGCACCAGCUAAGAGAAACACUUACAACCUUGCUGAUGCUGUUGCCAGACACACCACUCAGGUGUAUCCAAACUCAUGGACAGCCAUCUUGGUGUCAUUGGACAACCAAGGGAUGUGGAAUAUGAGAUCUGCUAUAUGGGAAAGGCAAUACCUUGGCCAGCAAUUCUAUCUCAGGGUUUGGACUGCAGAAAAAAGCCUUGCCAAUGAAUACAACAUUCCUUCCAAUGCUCUUCUCUGCGGCAAAGCUGUUGGGAGGAAACCAUAGAAGCUGUACGGAUGAAUGAAUAGAGUUUAAUGCU
This is a messenger RNA of Linum trigynum, 2010 nucleotides long. The record is from the annotation of a GenBank genome assembly. NCBI's taxonomy places the organism in Eukaryota, Viridiplantae, Streptophyta, Magnoliopsida, Malpighiales, Linaceae.